AUGCUGUCGGCAGCAGUUGGGAUUGGUAGGGUCAAGCCGCCGUACAGAGGAACGGUCAACCGUCAAGCCCAGGCGGGACCACCUAACAAACACCAGAAGAUAAUAGCACGUGUCCCUAACGUGGCAACUGCCAUAACCGACAAUAACCGUGACCUCGUCCUCUCUGCCUCGGCUCACGUGUAG
Molecule: messenger RNA, 183 nt
Organism: Prunus armeniaca (apricot)
Lineage: Eukaryota; Viridiplantae; Streptophyta; Magnoliopsida; Rosales; Rosaceae
Source: the annotation of a GenBank genome assembly